Messenger RNA from Leptidea sinapis, 922 nucleotides. RefSeq names its product troponin C (gene TpnC25D). Bases 165 to 620 code for a protein of 151 amino acids. Gene Ontology annotation, molecular function: calcium ion binding; enzyme regulator activity. The transcript is spliced from 5 exons. The record is from RefSeq and is a predicted model, not a curated record. Lineage: Eukaryota; Metazoa; Arthropoda; Insecta; Lepidoptera; Pieridae.
GCGACGAAUGGAGGUGCUGUUUAUUUUUUCAAUUUAUUUUCGUAUUCUUGAGUAGUUUGUCCGUCAUCUAUAAAUAGUGGUGCCAGAUAAAUGAGAAAUCCAGUGUAACAACACUCGCACUCGGAUUCGGUUCUUGUUACAGGAGUUAGUUUUGAACACUCAAAAUGGAUUCUGAUGAUGACCAGAAAAUGGCCAUGCUCCGCAAGGCUUUCCAGAUGUUUGACACAACCAAGUCCGGAUACAUAGAUGUUCUUAAAAUCUCAACCAUCUUGAACACAAUGGGUCAGCUUUUUGACGACUCGGAAUUACAAGCUCUGAUUGAAGAAAAUGACCCAGAAGGUUCCGGCAAAAUUAACUUUGAUGGCUUUUGCAAUAUUGCGUCUCAUUUCCUUGAAGAAGAAGACGCAGAAGCUAUGCAACAGGAACUGAAAGAAGCUUUCAGAUUAUACGAUCGUGAAGGAAACGGCUACAUCACCACAUCUACCUUGAAGGAGAUUCUCGCUGCAUUAGAUGACAAGCUGAGCAGUUCUGAUUUAGACGGAAUUAUUGCUGAAAUUGAUACUGACGGCUCUGGGACUGUAGAUUUUGAUGAAUUCAUGGAGAUGAUGACUGGUGAUUAAACAACAGAACUAAAAAUGGAAUAUAGUAUUAUUUAAAUUAUACUAGGAUAUAUUUUAUACUAAAUACCUGUAAAGGUUUUCUUAGUACAAAACAGUAAACAAUGCGGUAUUAGCAUGUAAGGCAAAAGUUAUCUAUCUUAUAGAUAGGUAUAGUUAUUUUGUUUUAGUUUUAGAAUUAUUAUUUAUAUAAUUCAUAUAAGCAUCGCUCCUAUUUCAUCUAAUUGCUAAUAUGUAUAACGCAUUGCACUUAUUUUCAAGACAAUAUUUUUUAAUAAAAUUUAUCUAUUUAAAUAUAUAAUUUA